ACAUGAGCGUUGGUUUAAUAACAUGUGUACGAAACUUGUGAUCAUCUCACUUUGUAUUCUACCAAAGAUCAGCUCUAGUAAAUCUGACAUAGACAGUGAUGUUUUACAACGAAGUAGAAGACAACUGUUGUUCCCUAAUUCAACCCUUUUCCAAUUCAAUGCAGGCGUCGGUACACCAACACCUAUUGCAACAAUAAACUUCAAUUGGGCAUUUCAAGCAAAUUUCCAAUUACCAUGGAACAGAUCUCAGAUACCGUUAGACAUACUAGAAGCAGAAUCUGGUUAUCCUGGUUUCUCGAGAAGAAAACGCGAUGUAUACGAUGUAAAAUCUGAUCAUGACACCAUGACAGAAAAUUACCAGAAUGAUGCUAAAUUGUAUCACUUUUAUAAAUACGUUGAAGAUGUCCUUAAUGGCUUUGGUUACAACGGAUCAUCUUGCGUGUUAAGAACACUAUGUCAGCUGGCUGCAGAACCAUUACAUGUUGAUGAUGAAGAAGAUCUACUGCAUGAGAUAGCAACAUUCGUCUUUAACCCAGAAAAUGACAUAAAUGAUGAUGGUACUAUUAUACCAGAAGCAACUCCUUAUAUUGACGCAUACAAAUCUGGUUCCAGCAUCGGACAAUGCAACGAUAAGUACAACGACUGCAAGAUAUCCCUUAUUGAUAUGUUUACACAAUUAAAUGAUAUUGAAAACUAUUUUGUAUUUAUUUUCACAUUACAAACAGCUAAAAACUAA
This is a messenger RNA of Papilio machaon (common yellow swallowtail), 736 nucleotides long. RefSeq lists its product as uncharacterized. The record is from RefSeq and is a predicted model, not a curated record. Bases 23 to 736 code for a protein of 237 amino acids. The transcript is spliced from 4 exons. NCBI's taxonomy places the organism in Eukaryota, Metazoa, Arthropoda, Insecta, Lepidoptera, Papilionidae.